GUCGCAUGAGGGCGCUCGUAAAUUCCACUAACACUUGUUGUUUUAUGACAUCACUUUCGAUUUUCCUUAGCAACCUGUACAAGGAACUAAACGUGUAGUCUCUGCCACCACGGUUGUAUUUUUUACAUAACAGCAAAAGAAUAUUUACCAAGUACAACAGGACUAUACCAAGAUGUCUGUUCUACCACCACUGUUUCCCUAUUCACAGGCACCACCCCCUCAAGGAUAUCACCUGCCACCACAGCAAGGCUACUACCUACCACCACCACAGCAAGGCUACUACCUACCACCACCACAGCAAGGCUACUACCCACCACCACCACAGCAAGGCUACUACCCACCACCACCACCACAGGAACAGAUGAUGAUGAUGUCUAACAACACUGUUGUGGUAGCCGGUGCAGCUCCUGCACCUCAAAAAAUCAUACAAACUCAGCUACGACAAGGAGUAAACCAUUGCUUGCAUUGCGUUAUAACAUUCUUCUUUUUUCCAUGGGUAAUUGUAUGGAUUAUCUUGAACUAUGGGGCACAUAAAAAUUCCAAGACGUAUUUCCAAAGAUCAUUAUCUUAUAAAGCAACAGUGAAAAGAUCAGAAACAUAG
Molecule: messenger RNA, 601 nt
Organism: Saccoglossus kowalevskii
Lineage: Eukaryota; Metazoa; Hemichordata; Enteropneusta; Harrimaniidae
Product: protein SPEC3-like
Source: RefSeq, a predicted model, not a curated record